GCAGAGAGCAGAUCUGCCGAGUACAAAGGGUUUUUUCCCCGGAGUUUAAUUGCACUUUAAACUAUAUACAACAGAUGACAAAAAGAAUAUGCUGUAUAAUCUUUUGCUUAUAAUAGUCAUCUCCCAGCCAGGCCAUCCCAACUGCCUGUCAGUUUGUAACUCUGACUUCCAUCAAAAUGCUGAUGACCACAGGAUAUAUCUCAUAUAGAUGUUUUCAAGUUGCCUGAAACUUCCUUUGGGCUGGCAAGGAGCAGCCAACUGAAGUGCUACCCAGUGCCCCUCCUUCCCCCGACAUCCCAGCUCCCUGCUUCCUUUUCCAGCUAACAGGAGGAAUUUGCAAGCAGAUCUCAGGAAACUUCUUGUGAUAGUCACUAUUUUUCAGAGGAGUCCACCGGAGCGCAACAAAGAUGAACUGGAAAGAAAUCCUUUUUCUCUCUUGCCUUGCAACUUUUGUGCUCUUGGUUGUUCUUGAGGAAAGCGACAGCGCUGCUGUGGGCACCAGGAAGGCAGCUGGGGAAGAGGACAAGGAAAGUAUGAAAAAGAAGAUUUUUAUACAAGAAUCGGAUGCCUCUAACUUCUUCAAAAAGCGUGGCAAGCGAGCCACCAAAUCCAGAGAUGAGCUCAAUGCGGAGACCCGGCAAAUGCUGAUUGCUGACGAGCAAAGGAGGGAGUACUUUGAAGAGCAAAGGAACGAGUUUGAGAAUUUUGUCAAGGAAGAACGUAAAGGUAAGAACAGCAAAACAACAAAUUGUGAAACUUUAGAUGGAGGCUGGCAGGAUAUUAUUAUUAUCACUGUUAUUUAA
Messenger RNA from Terrapene triunguis (Three-toed box turtle), 803 nucleotides. RefSeq names its product upper zone of growth plate and cartilage matrix associated (gene UCMA). Lineage: Eukaryota; Metazoa; Chordata; Testudines; Emydidae. Gene Ontology annotation, biological process: embryonic skeletal system development; regulation of osteoblast differentiation. Gene Ontology annotation, cellular component: extracellular matrix. The coding region runs from base 408 to 803 and encodes 131 amino acids. The transcript is spliced from 4 exons. The record is from RefSeq and is a predicted model, not a curated record.